Molecule: messenger RNA, 5081 nt
Organism: Pectinophora gossypiella (pink bollworm)
Lineage: Eukaryota; Metazoa; Arthropoda; Insecta; Lepidoptera; Gelechiidae
Exons: 15
Coding region: 430-3807 (1125 amino acids)
Source: RefSeq, a predicted model, not a curated record
GCGGCUACUUUCAGAGCAAUAAUAGAAAUAUUGUUAAGACAUUUUGACGGUUAACGAUAGAACAAAAAGUGUAUUUUACUUUGAGCGAGAUACAAAGGAGCUUUUUUGCUUUUCUCAGGUAAAAAUAUCUUUCGGACCAACUUCAGAGCAGUUGCACUGCGACGCUGUUGGCAGAUGAACGUGUUUCGAUAGAUUGUAGUUUAGUUUCUAAGUUUUAGUGACUAAAAAGUAGUUUUAUAAACUUAAAUCUGUAUGGACAGUUACUUUUUAAGUGAUUCUAAUGUGUAAAAUCAACUCAAAAUGUGUUAUUGAACUUAAAAGUGUGGGUUACUACCCGAUUUGAGUUUUGUAAUAGUUCACUGUGCGUGCAAAAAGGAUGUUAACUUUUUAAAACAGGAUUUCGUCAGGAAUUUUGUAUGUGUAACAAAGAUGGCGGACCCGGAUGUGACGUCAGCGCCGAGCUCACCGGCGCCGGAACCGGAAGCAGACGCCUGCCCCGAGUGCGACACUAGCGCCAGUGUUACUUCCGAUUUGCACAAAUACCAAGUGGCAUGCACAUGCAAACCGGCGUCGGUGCAGUACGCAUGCGCGGUGGAGCCCGGGCCAGCGCCCCCGGCUAAGACUGACACGCCGCCCGCGCUGCCGCCGCGCCCGCCCGCCACCGUGCUCGCUACUAACCGGAGGAAUAAUGCGGCAGUGGGGUGCCCGCGCAGCGAGGCGGUGUGCCGGCGCCGCAAGUACGCGUGGUGGUGCUGCGGCUGCGGCGCGCUGGCGGCGGCGCUGGGCGGGCUGCUGGCCGCGCAGCACAUCCUGGUGCGCGCCUACACCGCCAGCCCGCAUCACCUCGAGACCGUGCCCGCCGCCGUACCCGCUGCCAUGCUGGUCCUGACUGGCGUCUGCAUCAUGAGCCUCGCGCGCCGGCGCAAUCGAUACAGCUAUAUGAUAAAGGUGGUGGGUGCUUGCUGUCUGGUCUGCGCGCUGACGUGUGUGCUGGUCACCAUUACCACCACAGUCAUUCACAUGAACAAACUACAAACCCUCAAGUUCUGUGAAUACACGAAGUUGACGAGGACCUGCACGUGUUUCUCCAUGCCUCCUGAUACGCAGCACAGCGGCACAGACGACGAAGGUGUCCGCUGCGUAUUCGAAGGCGUCACCGACUGCGGAGUAGUUCACGGAGCUCUAUACUGGUGUCUGCGAGGAGUCUUCGCCCUGUCUGUCAGCGCUGUGUUGGUGUGCAUCUUCAGCUGCAUGCUGGCGUACCAGCUGCUCAGCCACGAGCGUAAGAAGAUGUACUGGGAACAACUGGAGCUCCGCUGCCGGUCUCUGUACCGGCCAUCGACGGGGCAGAGCACCCAGGCUGCUGGGAGACCUGUGCAGAGCAACUGCAGCUGUUGUGCCCAGUGUCACCCCUCGCAGCCGGCUUGGGACAUCAGUCUACAGCAUCGAUUCUGGGCUCCAGGUCGCAUAGGCAACCUGUACUCUCCGAACCCCGGCACCGGCCGCAAGACUUCUGCAUGGAGCUGGUUUCCUUGGCCGAGGAGUAACAGUCAGAAUUCCCGUUGCCGUAUGGGCGGCGUCCCCCAGUCAGGCGACAGCGCUUACGGUUUCUGCGACACAGACUCUCCUCCUCAGAACGCGCCCCAAACCCCCUACGAAGACCGCACCUACCCUCCAAACAUAAACCCCUUCCAACGCGCUCAAAACUCCGGCACGUUCACUCAAAACUUCGCUCAGAACUCGGCGUCGUUUGCUCAGAAUCCUGCCUCCUUUGCUCAGAAUCCUGCUUCGUUUGCUCAGACUGCUAGCGCGUUUGCUCAGAGCACUGGGUUCGCUCAGACUGGGUUCCAAGAGGGGUUUGGGGAGGCUAGUGGUAGUUUUGACGCUCAGACCGGCGUCUGGGGCCCACCGCCACCGUACAGUCCUCAGGGAAGGAGUGGUAGCAGACACCAUCUCCACCAAGACCCAGCAGCGGCCACGCUUCUCCACCACCAUCACAUCGACGUCCACAGAAACUCCAUACCCAUACACGACCACAACAUACAACCCCACUCUUGCCGCAACUCAUACAUGCUACAACACAACCUACAACAAACCUUACCUGACAUGCGUCUCAACCCGGAAUUGACUCGUCUCAACCCGGAACUAACUCGUCUCAACCCGGAAUUAACUCGUCUCAACCCAGAAUUAACUCGUCUCAACCCAGAACUAACUCGUCUCAACCCGGAAUUAACUCGUCUAAACCCGGAAUUAACUCAUCUAAACCCGGAGCUAGGUCAUCUGAGCCCUGAAUUGGCUCAUUUAGCUCAGAUGUAUACUCCGGAUGAGCUAGCUCGUUUGCAAGCUGAAAUGGGCCAUAUAGCUCAAGAGGGGAGGUUUAAUACGCUUAGGGGUCACCUGGUCCCCUACAGGGGAUGUCAGAGGUCCCUGGGCAUGAGUGCUGGGAACCUUCACCGGGAUUGUCGUAUGGAUGACGCUAUGGGCAUCGAGUGCUUGCAUCAGAAAAGUGUUAGCAAAGUGUCAGAGCAAGCCGAGCACCAGAAGCUGGGCAAAGAGAACCUGGGCUUCCAGAACGACAAGAGCUCCCCGGUGCGGGCGUGUGCGCAGGACUGCCACCGCCACGCCGAGUCCGAGGUGUACUUCGCCGAUGUGUCCAGCUGCUGCAACGUCUCCGUCAAGGCGGAAUGCUGCAUGAAUCCAAACGUCUCAGCCUUAGUCGGAACAAUCGAGAAUCAUCCAGAAUCAACCUCGGAAUCCGACACGGGGUCGUUCACGCUAACUCGCCAACAGCGCCCACAACCCCAAGUGGGCUCCAAACGACGCCCACGUCAAGAAAAACACGCCCAACACCUCAAGAACCAAGAAAAACUACGCCAAGACCUGAACAACUCCCUCAGAUUGACAGAACAACAGAUUGAACAGCUAAACAACUCAAUGAGAAUGAGUGAGCGGAUUGAACGAAUGGAAGGAAGGUUGAAUGAUUCGAGAGACCGCUUGAAUGAGCGAUGUGUUAUUGAUCGAUUGAACGAACGGAUUGAUAAUAGGAUGGAGCCGAGGAUGGAAAGAAUGAAUGAUUCGAGAAUAAGUGAGAGGAUGAACGACUCUCGUGUGAGCGAGAGAAUGAAUGAGUCGAGAAUCAUUGAGAGAAUGAAUGAAUCUCGCAUUAGUGAGAGGAUGAACGAGUCAAGACUCGGUGAGAGAAUGAAUGAAUCUCGUAUUAGCGAGAGAAUGAACGAGUCACGACUCGGUGAGAGAAUGAACGAAUCUCGCAUUAGUGAGAGGAUGAACGAGUCAAGACUCGGCGAGAGAAUGAACGAAUCUCGCAUUAGUGAGAGGAUGAACGAGUCAAGAAUCUCAGACCGAGUAAACGAUAGAAGCGACCGGAUGGUUGAACGAAUGAACGAUUCCCGCCUCAGCGACCGAUUUGAAGACAGGCGAAUGUCGGAUUUGAAUUCUAGCAUCAGAAAUGAUAGUCCCUUGCGUAUGCCUCGGUCUAGCCCUAAAAUACUGUCUAAGGAACAUCCCAGACAAUCGAGCUCGGACUCUAAAGAGUUCUUUGUAGCUCCAGCAAUAUCACCACUAUCGCCUAAGACUGAAGAGUCCCUACUUUCAGACGAUGAUAGGCAAGACCAAGUAUAUUCCAACGAGCCAGAGACAUCGAAAUGCCUCGGCCCCGACGCACAAUACGAACCAGUGCGGGAAGAAAAGGAAGAGAUACUAAAAACAAACCAUCAUCAUUGCUAUAGUGAUACUAAUACCAUGGACUCAGGGUGGCAAAGUGGCUCAGAGAAGCAAGUUACAGAUUAAACUGUAACUAAACUGUGACGAAACUGUAACUAAACUGUAAUGUGACUGUAAGUGAACUUUGAAGGUAUUGUACGUGGUUACGAAUUUCUAGGCGAAUGAAUUAUUUUUGUAGUGAAUUUGAAUUCUAAUUAACUGAGAUACAAUUGAAUUCUUAUAAAUGAUUCGACGGGUAAUUCUGCAUUAUACGAAAACGAAUGGGAUUAGUUCCGCAGUAUUUUAUUACGGUAAUAUAACUCAUAAUUUUGAAUUCAUAAAAUGUGAAUACUAGUUUUGAAUUUCAAAUUAGUAAUAAUAAUUAUGUUUGAAAUUUUAUUUACACAAAAUUCAAAUGUUGAAUUGAAUUUGUUUCCGUGACUGUGACAUUUUAAGUACCUAGUUGAUUAAAAGUUAGUGCAUUAUAUUUGGAAUUAAUAUUAUACAGGGUGUUAGAGACACCGCACCGAAUACUGAGGGGGAUGAUUCUGAUUUAAUAUCAAGUGGAAUUUUCCGUCGCAUAAGUAUAGAACAGAAAACAUUUUCAUGAGUUUUGCGACAGAUAAUUCCACUUGAUAUUAUCUCAGAAUCGUGAGCUGAAUCAUCCCCCUCAGUAUUCGUAACGAUGUCACUAACACCCUGUAUAUUUACUUAUGUAAAUAAAAAUGAAUUUAAUAAUAAAUGCUCAUUUCUCAAGAAAGACUCCACUGCCAAAAUAAGGUACUUUUAAUAAUAAUACUCUUAAAAAUAUUAAUUAUUUUUCUAUUUAUUGUCCUUCUUGCCAAUGGUCAUUGAAAACAGUUCUCUAUUUUAUUAAAUUAAAAAUAGCAUUUUUCAUUUCAUUUAAUAACAUUGAUGUUUACGUAAUAUUCAAAUGACACUAAAAUUAAUAAAUAUUUAAUGGUACCGAUUUUAGGAGCCGCUUAAAAUUAUUUUAAUUCAUUUUCACAGUUCUACAACUUUGUAUGAAAUAUAAUGAAAGGAUUAUUUAAGUAUUUUUGGAUCUCGUGAAUGUCCACUUAUAUUGUUAUUAGGUAAAAGGUAUGUCGUUAUAUUGUAUGUGAUCCCUCAGGCUUGCCAAUAUUCCAGUAAUCUGUUAAUGUUGUAGUAAUGUGCCAAGUAUCUGUCUAACUAGGAAUUUAGGGGGUUUAUAAGAAAAUGACAUGUAUAACUUAAAGUAAAAUUAGGAGGUGUCUGCAGGAAUCGGGGCCAUUGUGCUUCUCUUGUCACUUCUGUUUUUAAUGUUUAUUUUAUUAUUUAUUUAUUAAAAAUAAGUACAGUAUUUAAUACAUUUUUUUACA